UGAAGAUUUACCACUCUAAGUCAAAUGUGUUAUUCAGAGUUAGACUGCACUGUACAGACCAUCAAUGAAUAAACAUGAAUGUGAGGAAUACAGUGUGAUCUCCUGUGAAUGUUCAGCAGCUCUGCAGCUUUAAAUCCCUCCGCUCCUCCCUCUUCUCAAUGACAAACCCGCAGAGCCUCUUGAAUGCUUCCAGUGGAAAUGACAAACCAGAGGCGCUGCACGGGCCAGCAUGUCAAACACUAACAAUAAUCAUGGGCUUUAGCAACGGCAACUCAUCCGACACUCACAUCCUGAGACACUAACGAGGCAUCUUUGGGACAUUUUGUCGGUGUGCGCACGAAUCAAAGUUGGAGCGGGCUCGCCAAAUGGACGUCGAUGGACUGGAAUGAAACCUUCACUUCUAUCGGACUGAAGGAAGGAGGGAAAGAAACCUCUGCAUGUUCAAGUUUCCUGCUCCAACCAGAGGGGCAUCGGUGCGCGUGUGUUGGAUGUUGGUGCGUGUGUGGAAGUGUGUGUUGGAUGCGUGUCUGUGCGUACCCGCAGGACCAGGACCAGGACCAGGAGCAGCGGCGGUGGUGGCCGCGGGAAGGGAAGUUUAGCGCCGUGAUUUUUCUUCUUUCCCUCUAUUCUGUUGUGUUUUUCUUCAUGUCACACCAGGGGACAGGCAGAUUAACGUUUCCCUGAUGAAAAUUGAUCAUCUGCGGAGAGACUCUGUGAUCGUGACUAUGAUGAUGAUGUCGAGUAAGAGCGUGGAGUGGCUGCAGGAGGAGCUGGAGUCCGGGGCCAGCUCUCUGCUGCUGCUGGACUGCAGACCCCAUGAGCUGUACGAGUCCUCGCACAUCGAGUCGGCCAUCAACCUGGCCAUCCCGGGCCUCAUGCUCCGCAGGCUGAAGAAGGGCAACCUCCCCAUCCGCUCCAUCAUCCCCAACAACGAGGACAAGGAGAAAUUUGUAAAGCGGUGCAAGAACGACGUGGUGGUUCUGUACGACGAGGCGACCACAGAGCGCCAGGAGUCCGGGCUGGGGAGCUCCGUGCUGGGGCUGCUCCUGCAGAAACUGCGGGACGACGGGUGCAAGGCUUUCUAUCUGGAGGGGGGCUUCAACAAGUUCCAGUCGGAGUACUCCGAGCACUGCGAGACCAAUUUGGACUGCUCCUGUCCCAGCAGCUCCCCACCAGCCUCCGUCCUCGGCCUGGGAGGACUCCGCAUCAGCUCCGACUGCUCAGACGGGGAAUCUGACCGCGAGCCAGGCAGCGCCACGGAGUCAGAGGGCAGCCCAGUCCCCAACAACCAGCCAGCGUUUCCCGUCCAGAUCCUGCCGUACCUUUACCUGGGCUGUGCCAAAGACUCCACCAACCUGGAUGUGCUCAGCAAGUACAAUAUCAAGUACAUCCUCAACGUGACGCCCAACCUGCCCAACAUGUUUGAACACGAAGGGGACUUCAAGUACAAACAGAUCCCCAUCUCCGAUCACUGGAGCCAGAAUCUCUCUCAGUUUUUCCCAGAGGCCAUUUCAUUCAUUGACGAGGCGCGCUCAAAAAAGUGCGGCAUCCUGGUGCACUGUCUGGCUGGGAUCAGCCGCUCAGUGACCGUCACGGUGGCCUACCUGAUGCAGAAGCUCAACCUGUCGCUCAACGACGCGUACGACUUUGUCAAGCGGAAAAAGUCCAACAUUUCCCCAAACUUCAACUUCAUGGGCCAGCUACUGGACUUUGAGCGGACGCUGGGCCUCAACAGCCCUUGCGACAACCGCUCGACCUCCCCAACGCACGACCAGCUCUUCUUCACCACCCCGACCAAUCACAAUGUGUUUCAACUGGACACGCUGGAGUCCACAUGAAAAUUAGACGGGGGACUGUCCCCUUUUUGAGGGGUCAAGGUGGUGUUGUUACCAUGGUAACAAGCGGCUGCACUGGAGGGAAGCAGCCAGUUUUAAUGAAUGUUUUAGCCUCCCGUGGCUGGUCGUCUGAGAGCCUCGCCACAAAGCAGCGUUGGAGGGGACGGGGGAGGUCACAGAUGCCAUGGUAAAGGGGAAGGGGAGCUUUUUAACCCAGAGGGGAAAACUGACAGACGAUGGCGUCCUCCUCAGAGUUGAUUGAAAUCGAGGGAGGAAGAGCCCCGAUCAACUUGUCUUGUAACAAAGAACCGAGGAGACUUAACUGAGUGAGAAACUGAGCGGGGCAGACAGCUUCAAACAAAGAUAGGAACACAGAAUAAUCUACAGCGCUGAAUUUAUGAGACGACGACGUCCUCUCUGUCUUUCUGUCUCGGCUCCUCGAGCUGAGCUGACUGGUGCCAAGUGGAGAAUCUGGGAUUUACUUGUAGGAAAUCUCGCUCUACUGAAUGUAGAGCUUUAUAAACCAAGGAAUUAACACACACACACACACAUAAACAAAGUAUGUAUGUUUGUACUUUAUGUACUGUAUGUAUGUUAACGUACAUAGCAGAAAAUGUAUGAGCAGUCCUUAACAAAUUCAGUAUGUCUAUAUGCAUUUUUGUAUAUUUUUGUGUACAUUUACGCACACAUCUAUACCUUUAUAUAAAUAUAUAUACGCAUAGAAAUCUUAUCUAUCCAAUCCAAUAAUGGCUUAGGAGAAUGUAAAACUAAAGAAGGGGAAUGGGUGUGGCGACGGCGACAAAGUGAAACGUUGUUGUGAUAUUCCUAGUUGUGUUCUGUUUUGUUUUUGUUAAGUUUCGUUUUUCUUUUAGGUUUGUAAUGACCUAAUGCAGUUUGCACAGUAGUGUAGCCAUUGACUUGUUGGCACUUGGAACCAGUGCUUGGAAGCAGGCAGAUAAAGAGACAUUCAGAGAAGAGGAGUGGAGAGGAGAGGCCAGUCCCAGGCUGCGACGAGUCCCGACAGCUGCACAGUGGAGUGGGGAGGGAGCAGGAACUGGGCCCCCAAGCAAAGGACGAGGUUCAUGGGUUAGAGGGUUAGGACUAGGGCAUGGGGUUAGGAAUUAUCAGUUGAAUUGUGGUUGGGUAAGGGUGAAGAUACUAUAGUAGAUUUGACAUUUGGUCAACUGUUUUCAAGUGCAAGUUCCCACUUCCCACUUCCUUCCCCAUAUGACUGUUCAUCCAGUUGCCUAACAAGAAGUACUAGUUGUUGUCCACCAGCUGUUUUGAAUAUUCUAGCUGUUUGUUUCAUUUCAGUUAGAAACUAAACUCUGAACUUCCUUGGCUAUUUCAUCACAGGAUACUGUCUUAUGUAUGUUUUGCCAAACUCGCUUCUAAUGGCUCUGACUGUUGUACUUUGAGGCAGAGACUUGAAUGAGAGGUCAGGGUUAGGGUUGGUGUUGUGGGAUGCUAAGGCAAUGUUAACAUUUCUGAGCAACUUUUUGGGCAGCUUAUCUGAGCAACCUUGGGCAAUGACGUGCCUCAACACUCUUAUUACCUUACUUCUUUUUGCCCAACAGGAAGUUGUUCAAUUUGUUGUCCUGCCAAAAAAGGACUCUCGGACAAGGGACUGUGAUUGUAAUGUGGUGGGAUUAUGGUGUUGUGGACUGGGACUGGCCUCAGCUACAGACAGCACUUAGCUACUUCAAUAGCUUCACGUCCCUUAACUGCAUUGGAGAAAGUAGAAGGAAGGUCUAUCUGCAAAGGGAUUACCCAUUUCGUCAAAGAAAAGUUUGGGUGUCUGGGUUGAUUCACCCUUAAGCCUUGGGUAUAUUAAAUGAAAGAUACAGUAUAUUAAACACAAUUUUUUAUAUAUAUAAUAUAUAUAUAUAUAUAUAUAUAUAUAUAUAUAUAUAUAUAUAUAUAUAUAUAUCAUAGAGUUAAUAGUAAACAGAUCUAUAUUAUUUUGCAUACCUGGGCAUGCUGUGGUACUGUAUGCUCUCUAAUAGUAGAUGUAACCACGGGUUGGAUGUUGCUUUACCAGGUGGGAAGACGAACGAUGGGGACCGUUUUUUUAACUGCUGUUGCUGCUCAACACAGCGGUACACAGCAUGUGCUUAAGGAGUUUUCUGAGACCCUGUUCACAUCAGAGGCACCUUUAAUGAGAAAGACUUUGGCUGCAGUCGUUGUCCGUUUAAUGUAGGUUUCUUAUUAUGAGUGGAACAACACUGCAGCACUUGGACAUACGGCAAUGUCUGCAGGUACACUGGGCAUCAUACAAGAACAUUUUCAUAUUCUUCUCCUAAAUCUCUCUUAGUUUUCCACUGUGGGAGUUGCUCCUACGUGUAGUCAAAGUUGGAUUCUUCGUAAAUUGGUCGUUUUUUCCCAGUGCCGCCUGUUCAUGAGGGUGUGCACAUCUGUGAGUUGUGAUCAUUAGCACAAUCGACGCUCAAAAAUUGCUAUAUAAGGCUGCCCGUUCUGCUCAGUUUGUGGGCAAGUUUCAUUCAAAAAAAUGUCACUAAGAGUAAAAAGCAGAACGAAUCAGCAGACGAAAACGUAAGAGAUUUUGCAAUAACCUGGAAAAAAAGAAAAAUAGGCUGUUUCUAUGGUUGUCUACGCUGUCAUCGCAGAGCUGUACCAUGACACAAAUAAAGAGGGAAUGGUUUGAUAUGAAAUCAGAUGCUAAAAAACAUCUUGCUAAAGCAAAGCCAUCCCUGAUUUUUAAAGGUGAGGCGGUCUAUAUAGACUGGCUACAGGAGAGGAGGAUGUUAAGCUCGACAGCGACCAGCAUGAACAAUGUUAAUUUUGCAUUAGGUUUUAUUUAAUUGUAUUUAUUUUAAUUGAUGUUCGGUACAUAUUUAAACUCAUAAAGCAUUAUAUUUCUUUCGUUUUUCCCUUGUGGAGAAAGUAGGACUCGUACGACCUGAUCUGAAACACUCUAAAUUCUAAAAAUUCUAAAUACAACAAAAUUGGUGAAUGCGAUGAAUUAGAGAAGUUGUGUGCACAUCCACAAAUCCUCAGUGUGAUAGGUGCUGGAUACAAUAAAAUUGCAAUACCGAGAGUACCUGCACACUGGACUCAGCCCAACAACCGGCCUGAGAAAGUUCUGUAGUUGGUUGUGACAAGUUCUAUUAAAUCACUCGCACAUGAUGCUUAAGAUGGAAUCUGUUUGUACGAGCGGUUCUUGCAUGAGGCCCAUUAUUCAUAGCAAACUAUAGAAAAGUGGUUUCAAAGCUGUGAUGUGGACGGGGUCUGAACAGAGACAAAGAACUGGGUUUCAGAGGGGACAGCAAUUGAAUCUGAACAGGGUUGGUUUUAGCUGGCCUUAUAUAAUCUUUCUAACUUGUUUCUAAUACUGACUGUUCAAUACUCUUUGUAUCUCACUUUAGAAAAACAUUGUGUAAGAAAAAAAAAGAAACGUUUGUUUAUCUGUUAUUUGAAUCAGAACAUGGUAAUAAUAGACAGCUGUCUUUUUACCGUAACGGGUCACACGAGGUCCUCUUUGUUACUCUGCAAUACAUCAAAACACCUUUUUGCAGUAUUUUGUAGAUCCAAGACCUCAAACAUUUUUAAAAUCUUCUUCUUUUGUACUAUAUCUAUUCUAUAUAAUUAUACAAGAUCCAGCUCGAUGUGGCUUGUGGACUGAAGUAACAUUUCACCUGGGGUGUCCAAACGUGUAGUGCCGGCGUGCCCAUUACCAACCUGAAAGAGGCCCUCACUAACACACAUGCACACACAAACACACACACACACACACACACACACACACACACACACACACACACACACUGCUUCACACAGCCAGAGCUGUGGUUCAGCAUGCCAGUUAUGUUUGACAAUAGACGAUUACACCACCCGGCUUUAAUAAUUACAAGGUAUUUUUCCGUCUUGUUUUGAUAUAAUGUGCUCUAUGCUAUUCCUGUGGCCUUUCAAUAUGAAUAUAUAUCUAAGUAUAUAUAUGUUAUGAAUUUAUAUGCAAAAGUUCCUCUCCUAUUAUAGCAUCAGAGAUGAAGAUAAUGCUACCAUGCUUGAAUGGACUUUCCUUGUCUGUAGUCGUAUCCCACAUUCAAUAAGAAAAACGUUGAGGACUUGGUCACUUGCACCCUAGGAUUGAAAUAUAUUUCAGUACGGAGCUUUUCUAUUUAAAAAGAAUAUGGUUGAUUUCAAGCUGCUUUCUUGUGUUUUUGUGUCUUUGUAACAAUGAAAGAGAAAUCUUUUUUUCUCUGUUUGUAAAUUUGCCAGAUCAUGGGAACGGCCGUUUCUGUGUCCUUAAACUUGUAGCUACAUCUUGGUGAGAAUGUGCUUGGGAGGGAAAGACGUGAAUCAGCGAGAGCAGAGGAGAGGCGGCUGCGUUAAAUACAAAGUGAAAGAAAAAGUGAAUGAUUUUAAAAAUGUUACCUCAGUGAGGAAUUUUUCAGGGAUUUUUUUGACAAUGCAUCUUGCAUCAUGUUACAGCUUCAAACACACAUGUUGAAUAGCUGUUUUGUAUUGUGCUGUAAACAGUUUUUUAAAAAGAUGCAAUCUGUCUGUGUAUAAAAACAAGGGGCAUGUUAACCGAGGCAGUUUUACAUUUCUGUCUACUGAAGAAAAUACUGACCCUGUGUAUUGUACAGUAUGGAAACAACACAAGACAUGUUUAUACUGCAAAUAAAUAUUGAAAUAUUUUUUUCUUUAA
This is a messenger RNA of Siniperca chuatsi (mandarin fish), 6507 nucleotides long. RefSeq names its product dual specificity phosphatase 7 (gene dusp7). Gene Ontology annotation, cellular component: cytoplasm; cytosol. The transcript is spliced from 3 exons. Gene Ontology annotation, biological process: protein dephosphorylation; negative regulation of MAPK cascade. Bases 684 to 1838 code for a protein of 384 amino acids. The record is from RefSeq and is a predicted model, not a curated record. Gene Ontology annotation, molecular function: MAP kinase tyrosine/serine/threonine phosphatase activity; protein tyrosine/threonine phosphatase activity. NCBI's taxonomy places the organism in Eukaryota, Metazoa, Chordata, Actinopteri, Centrarchiformes, Sinipercidae.